AUGGACAGCGCCAAGGUCGCCGUGCUCGGCCGGGGCACGGCCGUGCGGCUCCUGCAGCGCUGCGUCGGCGCCACGGGCGCCCUGCGCGUGCGCGUCCGCGACGCGAACGACGUCACGGGCUGGCUGACCUCCAAGAUGCUCGCGCCGCCGGCGCCGCUCGCGACCGCAGCGCUCGUCGCGCGCGCGCGCGCCGAGUUUGUGCCCGGCGUCACCGCCGAGGGCGUGAGCUUCCUGCGGACGCGCGUCGGCGCCGUCGGCGUGCCCGACGCGGAGACGCCCGUGCUCGUCGUGCUCCACGGCACGUCCUACAACGCGGGCGUCUGGAUCCCGACCUUCAAGCGGCUCCACGAGGUCUGGGCGUCGGAAAACCUGAGCUUCGAGGCGUGGAUCGUCGAGUGGGCGGGCCACGGGCGGUCGCGGGCCGUCGCCUGCCCGGACAUCGACGUCGACCGCUACGAGCUGACGCGCGAGGGCCCUUUCGACGUCCAAAGCGUCCUCGGCCACGGCGACGCGGCGCGCGCGGUGAAGGCGGGCCGGCCCGUCUUCGCGGUCGCGCACAGCGUCGGCGCCCAGAUCUGCUGCCACGCGGAGCUCAAGGCGCCGGACAGCGCGCCGGGCACCUUCGGGGGCAUCGUCGUCAUCGAGCCCAUCCUGUUCCCGCCCCUCGACAAGCCGCCGAGCGGCGCGGCGGACGCGUCGGGGUUGAUCAAGGGCACGCUCGUGAAGAAGAAGCACUUCGACGUCCCGUCCGAGGACGGCGUCGUCGACUACCUGACCAAGACGGCCAUGGGCAAGCAGUGGGAGGGCGAGGCCGUCCGGAGCUUCGUCGCGCACGGCGUCGCGCCCGCGGCCGGCGGCGGCUUCGACCUCCGCUGCGACCCCGCCGUCGAGGCGGCCAUCUACGUCAACAGCGGCCGCAGCGCGGGCAGGGCCUACGAGCGGCUCCAGGACAUCGACUGCCCCUGCUUCACGUGCAUCGGCCACGACAGCGCCAUGAACGGCAACGGGUCCUCGCAGGCGCACCGCGACAACGGCAAGCUGGUCGCGUCCCGGUUCAAGCGGGGCCUCGUCGGCGAGCUCGCCGGCCUCGACGCCGAGGCGACGACCUACCUGGGCAACUGCGUCGUGCUCAAGAAGUGCGACCACUACGUGCCCAUGGAGAACAGCGCCUGGUGCGCGUCGUUCGUCGCCGCGGCGCUCGCCAACCCCCAGACGUUGUUGGAGAAGGGCUGCUUCCAGGACGUCAGGCUCUUGCGCUUUGGCCGCGCGCGAGAGCCUUCGCGCCACGCUCUCUCAAAUAUGGAGGGCCGGAGCCGCGACGAGCAGUGGCUGCUCGACGUCGUCACGCGCUGCGGCAUCUCGGCGGCCCGCGCGAGCGACGUCGCGCUGCAGGGCGCCCAGAUGCUGCGGCGCCUCAACAUCAAGGUGCCCGUGGGCCUCUUCAAGAAGGGCGAGUGCUGCCGGCGCGCCGUCGCGCUCGAGCUCGCGAGCCGCGAGGCCGGCGGCGCGAGCCUGCGGCGCGACGCGCUCGUGACGGCCUGCAGCGCGUCGAGCCGCCAGUACGAGGCCGUGCUGCGCCACGCGGAGAACGCGCUGGGACUGGUGGGACCGGCGGAGCGGCCCGCGACCGUCGAGGCGCUCGCGCGGGGCCUCUUCGGCGAGAAGCAGAACACGGCGGCCCUCGCCGCCGACGCGCGGCGCUUCCUCUCGCUCCUGGCGCCGCCCCACGACGCCGCGGCGCUCGCGGCCGCCGUCGGCGCGGCGGCCGCGCGGCGCGGCGCCGACUGCGACCCGCGGCGGCUCCGCGCCGCCUUCUACCGCAUCAGCCCCGCCGACAUCCGCGCCCUCGAGGCCUUCGAGGCCGCGACGGCGCCGCCGGAGCCGGAGGUGAAGCCGUUGUUGGUGCUCCGCGACUACCCGGAUCUGCCGAAGGCGAACCAGCCGGCGGCGAACGACGACGACGAGGACGCGCCGGCGCCGAAGAAGCGCGGGCCCAAGAAGAAGAAGGCGGACGAGGAGGACGCGCCGAAGAAGCGCGGCCCCAAGAAGCAGGCGGCGAACGAGGAGGAGGACGCGGCGCCGAAGAAGCGCGGGCCCAAGAAGAAGGCGGCGAACGAGGAGGAGGACGCGGCGCCGAAGAAGCGCGGCCCCAAGAAGAAGGCGGAGCGCGACGACGACGCGCCGGCGAAGAAGAAGCGGGGCGCGAAGGCGCCGGCCGAGGACGAGGCGCCGCCGGCGAAGAAGCGGGGCCCGCCGAAGAAGCGCGAGGACGCGGCGCCGAAGCCGAAGAAGAAGGCGGCGAAGAAGGCGGCCGUCGAGGAGGAGCCGCUGCCGCCCGUGUCGUCCGACGACGACGCCGCCGCGCCGCCGGCGCCGCAGAAGCGGCAGCGGCGGUCGUCGGGCGCGCCGGGCGCGACGCCCGGCGACGCGGCCGCGGCGGCGGCCGGCGGCCGGCGGUCGAGCCGCCUGCCCAAGGACAAGGCCAGGGUCGCGUUCACGUGCACGGACGACGACCCCGUGCUCGAGAGCCAGGCGCGGCGCGCGCAGCAGCUCAGCAGCGCGGGGCUCCUCGUCGCCGACUCGGCCGCGGACGCGACGGUCGUCGUCGUCGGCCCGCGGCUCCAGGUGAAGACGAGCGUCGCCAUCGCCUUCGCGCGCGGCGUGCCCAUCGUCACGAGCGACUGGCUCGCGCACUGCGCGUCCCACGGCUACGAGGAGCCUUCCGCGGAGUUCGCGUCGAAGGACGCGGCCUUCUCGCGGCGCUACAGCGUGAACCUCCUCGACGACGGCGGCCGCGAGAGUCUCCUGCGCAAGUACGCGGUCCUCGUCAAGCCCGGCUACGUGCUCACGGACAAGCCCCGCUACAAGGUCGCGGCCGAGUGCGCGGGCGCGGUCUGGAUCGCCGCCGCGCCGCGCAAGCCCGAGGGCCGCGCGCUCCUCAUCAUCGACGCCGCCUGCUCCUUCAACGACGCCCACCUCCACGUCCAGCCCAAGGACUUCCUCCUCGCGAUCCUCCGCAACGAGGACCCCGCGAAGCGCGCGCGGCACCGCAUCCGCUCCGACGAGAAGCGUAAGCAGGCGAGCUAG
Aureococcus anophagefferens is the source of this 3087-nucleotide messenger RNA. RefSeq lists its product as hypothetical. The coding region runs from base 1 to 3087 and encodes 1028 amino acids. The record is from RefSeq and is a predicted model, not a curated record. The transcript has 5 exons. Lineage: Eukaryota; Pelagophyceae; Pelagomonadales; Pelagomonadaceae.